GGCCGGUCAUUUGGAAACCUGACAGAAAACGGACUGUCCUGUGAAACACCACCACAGGAGGAGUUAACCUGUAGCAGAGCGUGUGGUUAAUCUUCUCCUGCGUCCAGCCAGGGGCUUCAAAGUGAUCCCUCUCAGGCUUUUCCCAGCCACUUUAUUUCCCUAAACAGAGCAGAAAACCCACUGAGGGAAUGAAAAUGUCUGUGGUGUCCAAGAAGCUGUGGUGCGUCCACAAGCAGCUGCUUCUCUGCCUCGCGCCACUUGUGUUUCUGCCUUUACUUUUUACUCUGCCAGAAAAGGAGGGAAAAUGCCUUUACGUUGUGAUACUGAUGGCUACGUUUUGGUGCACAGAGGCCUUGCCUCUGGCAGUCACAGCGAUGCUUCCAGUCUGCCUCUUCCCGACGCUGGGGAUUCUCCCUGCCAAAAAAGUCUGCCCCCAGUACUUCAUCGAGACCAACUUCCUCUUCCUCAGCGGUCUUGUGUUGGCAUCGUCGAUUGAGGAGUGGGGCCUGCAUCGUAGGAUAGCACUGAAGGUCCUUAGUAUUGUCGGAGUGAAACCCGCCUGGCUCAUCCUGGGAAUGAUGAUGACCUCAUCCUUCCUUUCCAUGUGGCUCAGCAACACCGCCACAACAGCCAUGAUGCUUCCCAUUGCAAACGCCAUCCUGGAGAGCCUGUUUGGGGACCUGGAGACCCUGAAGCAAAAGUGCAAAUCCCCAGAGGAUCGUGACAGUGCUGCAAUAAAUGGUCAAACUUCACUGAAGCUCCAUUCGCUGCCAUCAGAGCCUUCUGAAAAACAUAUGCUGUCAAUGGAUGGGAUGGAAGCUGUGGAGCCUGUAGACAUGAGGACGGCUGAGGAGAUCCAGUCAGAGUCAGAGUAUCAGCUGAAAGUGUGGAAAGGAUUCUUGAUCUGUAUUCCCUAUGCUGCCAGUAUUGGAGGUACAGCAACGCUGACAGGCACAGCACCAAACCUCAUCCUGAUUGGACAGCUCAAAAGCUACUUCCCAGACUGCGACCUUAUCAACUUUGGCUCUUGGUUUGCCUUUGCCUUCCCCCUGAUGCUUCUCUUUCUGUUUUUGGGAUGGAUUUGGAUCUCUUUUCUCUACGGCGGACUGAAUACAAGGUUAUGUUUCACGAAACACGACCACAGAGCCCAGGCAGAAGCCAGAGCCAAAGCUCUAAUUAAAGAAGAUUACAGAAAACUGGGGCCCAUAAACUUUGCAGAAGGGGCCAUCUCUUUCUUUUUUAUUUUAUUCGCUGUUCUCCUGUUCACAAGAGAUCCUAAAUUUGUUACUGGCUGGUCUGUGUUUUUCAAAAAAGGGUAUGUCUCAGAUGCUGUCACUGGUGUCAUCAUUGUGUCCAUUUUGUUCUUCUUCCCAUCACAAAAACCCUCUCUGAGUUGGUGGUUUGACCCAAAAGCUGUAAACACUCCAUACGUCCCUCUGCUUUCAUGGAAAAAGGCCCAGGACUCUGUUCCCUGGAACAUUAUCCUCUUGCUUGGAGGCGGCUUUGCAAUGGCCAAAGCUUGUGAGGAGUCCGGCCUUGCGUCCUGGAUCGGAGGCCACCUCCAGCCCUUGGCUGAAGUUCCCCCAGCUGUAGCUGUGAUGUUAAUCACUGCUUUCCUGGCUUGUUUCACUGAGUUUGCCAGCAACACAGCAACUAUUAUUAUAUUUCUGCCUGUCAUUGCUGAACUGGCCAUUCGUGUCUCUGUCAACCCUUUGUACUUCAUGAUUCCUGCCACUGUGGGAUGUUCAUACGCCUUCAUGCUUCCUGUUUCCACUCCACCCAACUCCAUCGCCUUUGCAUCCGGACAUCUCAUGGUCAAAGACAUGGUGAAAACCGGCUUUGUCAUGAACAUCCUGGGGAUCCUCUCUGUGUCUCUGGCUAUGAACACGUGGGGCGUCGCCAUGUUUAACUUGAGCUCCUACCCAAAAUGGGCUCACACCGCCAACACUACUGCUGCCACUCCAAAUGUUCACUUCCCAUCCAUGAGGUCAACCAACGCCACGCUCUGAGGACGUAAAUGCAGACUGUAUAUAGAUUUAAAAACUAAAACUAUACAUGGACGCGUCUGUUUUUAAAUGUGCUAAAACACCACAAAGUUCUGUUACUGCUGCUUCUGGCUCUUCUGCCUUUAGGAAGCUCGUUGUAAUUAUUGCUUCAUACUUUAAUGUUCACUUUGGCUUUAAGAUUUGUGAAUAUGCUGUGAAAAAAAAUGCUGAAUUAUCAUACACUAACUGGGCCAGAAGUACCAGAUGCCGUCAGAUUUAGGCCAUUCAGAAUUUCAGUAACAUCUAAUUCUUAAUCCAUUGAGUUUAAUAUGAUGUCGGCACCCUUUUACAGUCUAAACAGCUUCAGCUUUUCUGGUUUUGGACUUUUUUAAAAUUUUUUACAGAAACUCAUUUGUGAGGUCAGACACUGAUGUUGGACAAGAAGCCCUUGCUCUCAGUUUCUUCUCCAAUUCCUCCUAAAAGUGUUUUAGUGGGUUUAGGUCAGGAUCUGUGCAGAACUGUCAAGUUCUUGCAGAUAAAAUAUUUUUAAUAGACCUUUGUGCAUUGUUACCAAGUCAAAUUAGAACAGGAAGGCCAGUAUCUUGACUUCCUGAAGCCUUAAAUGUUGCAUUUACUGGAGUUAAAUGACUGAGUCUAACUUCCAAAAAGCAAAAACACAAAAGUAUACCAAGUAUUUUUGGUCUACUUUCUAGUGCAAAU
Messenger RNA from Xiphophorus maculatus (southern platyfish), 2705 nucleotides. RefSeq names its product solute carrier family 13 member 3 (gene slc13a3). Gene Ontology annotation, biological process: citrate transport; monoatomic anion transmembrane transport. The record is from RefSeq and is a predicted model, not a curated record. Gene Ontology annotation, cellular component: membrane. Bases 189 to 2009 code for a protein of 606 amino acids. Gene Ontology annotation, molecular function: citrate transmembrane transporter activity; sodium:dicarboxylate symporter activity; succinate transmembrane transporter activity. NCBI's taxonomy places the organism in Eukaryota, Metazoa, Chordata, Actinopteri, Cyprinodontiformes, Poeciliidae. The transcript is spliced from 13 exons.